GGUUGCUGCUGCAACGACCCCGCGAGGGAUGCUUCUCUCACUCCCUUAUUAACUUUUUUCUAUCAGCGGUCAAAUAUUGUACAUCUAAUUCUUAAUCUACUAAACUAAUCCCUAAUCCAUCCUCGCAAUGACAAUUACUCGCGCCGAUCUAGGGCUAUCGUGCCCAUCCGGGGGUCAGUUCUACGUUUGCGACCAGGCAAAGAUUCGUUUCAUUGGCUGUUGCACUGUCGACCCGUGUGCAGAUGGCAGCGGAAGUUGCCCUCAGAGUUCUCUGUCAGGAGCGAGCUUCUCAUCAGAUCACUACGAUAGUAUAUCUCCGCAGAGCUGUGCUGCUCCUAGCAAUUCUACUCGGUGGUUUACUUGCAAGAGUGAUCAACCGCCGUUCCUUGGAUGUUGUAGCAUCAACGCAUGUCAGAACAAUGGGUGCCCAACGGCAAAUUUACUGCCAGCAACCCUGAGCGAUAACAACGGCAAUGCACAAGUUUUUCUUACCACAUCUACCCCUUCCCCAAGUUCUUCUUCUGGUUAUUCCCUUUCUCUCGGUGCGAUACUUGGAAUCGCUCUCGGAUGCGCAGCGCUCGUCGCAAUCGUUCUUGCCGUCAUGGCGUAUAGAUGCGGUUGGUUGGCAAAGCGGAGGAAACAAGGGAAAGAAGGCGACGGAGUGGCCAGUCAGUAUGGUUCAGGACCAUACUCUCCCCAUAUGUCGCCGUUCCAGGAUGGACAUCGAUCAGGGGAGCCAAGCCCUGGAUUCCCAAAUUCCGGAUUCGCGCCCUAUUCCCCUAGCCAUAGCCAGUAUCGCCACCCGCAACUUUCACCAGCACUAUCAGAUUCCUGGCAUGGGGAUAACAGGCAUAUUUCCAAUACUUCCGAAUUAAGCGGAUGGAACUCUGUGGCACCGGACCAGAAACACCACUCAUACGCCCCAUUACUAGCGCCAGCCACAGAGCUCGAGGGCCGAGACACGGAACGCCCGGUGAUAGCGGAGCUCCCCUCCUCACCAGCGAAUGUACAACGAUGAGCUCUCGGCUGAGCAUUGGAAUUUCAAAAACGGUUUAUCGAAUCAUGUACCCGGGCAGAGUAGACCGGAGUUGGGAGUUAGGGAUUACCAAUUUGACGUUCUAAAAUUAGUGUAUAUACAUUUGUAGAACCAUGGCCCUCGUACAGGCGACUACAUACUAGGUUUCUAGGCGCAAAAGCCUAUCUUGACAAUCAUAUAAGAUUGCUUGCUCAA
This is a messenger RNA of Annulohypoxylon maeteangense, 1231 nucleotides long. RefSeq lists its product as uncharacterized. Bases 128 to 1018 code for a protein of 296 amino acids. Lineage: Eukaryota; Fungi; Ascomycota; Sordariomycetes; Xylariales; Hypoxylaceae. The transcript has 2 exons. The record is from RefSeq and is a predicted model, not a curated record.